Messenger RNA from Pimephales promelas (fathead minnow), 2137 nucleotides. The record is from RefSeq and is a predicted model, not a curated record. Lineage: Eukaryota; Metazoa; Chordata; Actinopteri; Cypriniformes; Leuciscidae.
UGUGUAACACAUAUCUUUCAGGGUUGCCGGUUGGGUUGUUUUUUUACCCAACAACAUAUAAAAUUUAGAGAAAAUCACCAUGAAAGGCGUCUGUUGUUUAUUUUGCUAUUCAGGGCUCGGCCACAUGGGCAGAUCAUGUUAACAACUGCUUGCUUUUUCUGGAAGUGUGUGUGUUAUAGUGAACGGCGUUUCUGAAUAGGCUGUAUAUGGCCAGCGGAGAGGGGGCUGGAGCUCACUUGGACAGCCCGUUAUGGAAGGCGAGCAGCGGGAUGAUGAGGGGAGACGGUGGACAUGAGGGGGUUCGGCUCGGGAUGCGCAGUGAGGAGGAAAGACUCCAGACUUUCACCAACUGGCCAAGAGAUGCGCCCGUGAGCCCCGCUGAGCUGGCCCGGGCUGGCUUUCACUAUCUGGGAUACGGGGACACGGUGCAGUGCUUCUUCUGUGAUGGGGUCCUGAGGCACUGGGUUCACGGAGACACCCCGUGGGGGGAGCACGAGAGGCACUUCCCCACGUGCGGCUUGAUGAUGGGCAGGGAUGUGGGCAAUGUUCCGCUGGGCUCGUCCGACUCUGUGGAUGGGCAGCUGUUGAGUCAACUUCAGCGGCUGACCGUGGACGAGCAGGUGCAGUCCGGCCAGGCGGUCUACCCGGAGAUGGAGUCCGAGGACACCAGGUUGUCCAGUUAUCACAACUGGCCCACAGGAGCAUCUGUGCAGCCCGACGCGCUGGCGCGAGCUGGCUUCUUCUUUACAGGUCAUGGUGACAAUGUGAAGUGUUUCUUCUGUGAUGGUGGUCUGAGGAACUGGGAACCAGGUGAUGACCCCUGGGAGGAACACGCCAAAUGGUUUCCUCGUGCAUCAACGUUAUUAAUUUGGUCUAUCAUGUGCUUCCAAAGAUGUGACUAUUUGCUUCAAUCCAGAGGACGGGAAUAUGUGAGCAAUAUCCAGCAGUCUUACUUUAGCAUGAAUGAGAGAAUGGGUGGAUCUCUGUCAUCAACUGCAGGAAACAUUACAUCAGGCGUGUCUGUGUUCCUGCUGGCAGAGGUGUUGGGUGGGCAGAGUUCAGUGGCGGCGGCCAUGUUGUCUCCGGUGGUGCAGGCGGUGCUGCAGAUGGGCUUCCAGCGCUCACUAGUGGAGAGUCUGGUACAGUCACACUUCUUACUGACCGGCUCACACUACACCUCAGUGUCUGACCUGGUGACCGACGUCCUGCAGGCCGAGGAGGAGGAGAGGCAGACCGGGGAGCCCAGACCAGAGAUGGUGGUGAGUCCGAGAACGUCAAGAACGCCGGUCGCAGUCAGGGAGAAAGUGCGAUCCGAUCUGAGUCCAGAGGAACAGCUGAGACAGCUUCAGGAAGAGAGGACCUGUAAGGUGUGCAUGGACAAACUCGUCUCCAUGGUCUUCAUCCCCUGUGGUCAUCUGGUCGUCUGCACCGACUGCGCAGCCAGUCUGCGCCACUGCCCCAUAUGCAGGGCGGUCAUUCGGGGAAGUGUGCGUGCAUUCAUGUCCUGAAGCGCAAACACAUUGUGUUAUUAUUAGCAAGAACCGUACUGCAUAGUCUUUUAAAGAAUAUGUAAUGCUGAAAAAUACUAUAUGGUGUAAUCAGCUUCCAAAUCAGCAUCAGUGUUCUUUAAAAAGACGUAUAGUUUGAUAUUUGUCUAUACAUUAAAUCUGCAGGGCUCUAAAAGCUCGCUUUACAUCCAAAGUUGCAAUAUAAAAAUAUAAACGUUUUUCAGAAUAGCUUAGUAUUUGUUUUUUCCCUUGAUUGAAUGACCACCUCACUUUAUCUAUGAGAACAUCUGACUAUCUGCACAAAAAUGUACUUAUCUACAAAAAAAGUGCAGGAUCUUAAUGAUUUCAUGUAGUUGAAAUCCUAAAACCUGUUCAUUUUCAGGUUUAAAUUGGAUUUUAAAUCUUUCAGAUCCCACUGUACAUUAAAAUGUUUUACAUGCUUCUAAUUUCUGCACAACAGGUUGAUUUUGUGUCAUGCCAAAGUAAACAGCUUUUUGAGAAUCUUUUUUUAAUCUUAAAAAAAUAUAAAAUGGAAUUUAGAGAUCAUAUUGUAUAAUAAUCUUAUUUUAUUAUCUGUGUAUAACAGAUUGCACUUAUAUUUUCAUGAAUAAAAAUGAUUUGCAAUGCCU